Molecule: messenger RNA, 1947 nt
Organism: Saprolegnia diclina VS20
Lineage: Eukaryota; Oomycota; Saprolegniomycetes; Saprolegniales; Saprolegniaceae
Exons: 5
Coding region: 1-1947 (648 amino acids)
Source: RefSeq, a predicted model, not a curated record
AUGGGCGCCAGCGUCGAGGCCGGCGGCGCCACCGCCUGCAGCGCGCAAGCCUCCUUCCUUGGCGUCGGCAACGCCGAGUGCAUCUCCAUGCACCUCGGGUACGCGUCCUUCCUCGUCGCCGUCAUCGUCGCCAUCUCGGUCGUUCUCGACGCGAUCCUCGCGUACUCCCGGCAUGCGAUCCAGUGCCCGCAGAUGAAGCGCAUCGUCAACCGCUUCUUUGAGGAGCUCAUGAUCAUGGGCUUCAUCUCGAUGUGCAUCUUUGCCAUCGACACGAGCGGCCUCGUCGAGGAGGUCUCGUUCGGCGUCGACGACCUCACGCGCCUCCAGCUGCUGCACUUCCAAGAGUUUUUUCACUACGUGGUCUUUAUGACGACGGUGUACUACGUGGCGAUCAUGCUGCUGCUCCUCGUCAUUGCUACAGUGGUGCCACGACUGCUCUAUGGCACGCCGAGCGACGAGCAGGACGAUGCGACACCGCUGCUCGAGCACGCCGACGCGGACGAACCGCUCUUGAGCCCGUCAGUCGUCUACUCGCGGCAGUACGACGCCAAGCGGACGCGCGAUGAGACCUCGGGCUACAACUUUGUCCAUGCGUCGCGCAUGUACUACCUGCUCCGGCAGCGCUACAAGCGCGAAGGCGUCUUCUUCAAGUUCAAUUUGCUCAAGCAGUUUGCGCUAUGGAAGAGUUUCGAGCUCUUGGCGUACAACGUGUGCCAGUACCGGAGCAAGUAUUUGUACAAGAACCCGAGCGAGAUGCAGCGCAUCUUUGGCCUCUCGCACCGGUCGUCGCACCACGUGAGCUUCCGCCGCUUCCACACGCUCUGCACGCGCCACCUCCUGGCGACCGUCGCGCAUCUGCACUACACGACGUUCUUUGUACUCGUCGUGCUCAUCGUGGCGGCCGGCGCGCUCCCGACUGCGACGGCCUACGUCUUCCUCGGACUCGCGACGUGCCUAGCCAUCCUGACCUUUGUCAUCAUGAUCAAGACGCUCCGAAUUCUCAAGGGCAUCAUCAAGGACCGUCUCUUGGUGCUGACGCGCCAAGACAUUGAGGCCAUGCUGCAGCGGUCGUCCGACGAUGCUCUCAUGUCGCCCGAGCGCCGGCGCCCGACGCUCAAGGGCGUCGCCCAGAUGAUCCGGGCGACGAUCCGACUGCAAAUGUCCGUCUUGUGCCACCGGCAGCUGCACUACCACGACACGCGGUUUUGGUUUCACCGGCCGUGGUUUCUACUGCGGCUCUUCCAGCUCUCGACGACGGGCCAAGCGUUCUACCUUGUCUGGCUCACGCUCGUCGUCGCCAAGGACCCGCUCUUGCCAACUUGGAUGCUGGCGUGCAUGGUGCUAGCGCCCCUCGCGUCGCUGUUUAUACUGACGCCGCUGACCAUGCCGAGCCUCGUGCUGGUCAUGAGUCUUGCGGGCUUCUUUGUCGAGCAGGACCCGCACGGCCAAAACAACAACGGCUUUGACGAGCUCCAGCCGCAACACCUCACGGCCAAGGACCGCAUCCGGAUUGCCCGCAAGUCAUACCUGCGCAACACGGAAGAGACAUCGACCAGUGUCCCGUGCAACGCGGAUGUGUGCAUGAGCUUCUCGUCGAAAGGCUCGAUGGCGGCGCUGCCGGCGGCAUCACCCCAAGCCUCCUCCGACAUGCUGCUGCACAUGUACGACAUCCCGGCCGUGUCGCCGGCGUCGUCGGGGCGCCACUCCAAGCGGGGCACCCGGUCCCUCGUGACGACGCCAGUCGAGACCGAGUACAUGCUGCAGGGCACACCGCGGAGCUUCUUCCAGGAGACCAAAAUGUUCCAGAACUACUGCUCAAGCUACGGUGGGUACGCCACGCCCAACAACACGGUCGCCGUCCCCAACAACUUCAACUACAACGACGCCACGAGUACCCACGACGAGAACGACAACAACCAGGCAGUGCGAGGCGACGAGGCUGCAUAA